Molecule: messenger RNA, 2196 nt
Organism: Menidia menidia (Atlantic silverside)
Lineage: Eukaryota; Metazoa; Chordata; Actinopteri; Atheriniformes; Atherinopsidae
Source: the annotation of a GenBank genome assembly
AUGAGAGUACUAACCGCCGGUCUUAGUCUGACAAGGACGCACAUUUUGUCACCAGGAAGCGUCACACUAAAGAAGGUGCUCAUCGACAGCUGUCGGACAUGUUCCUCCGGGAUCCUGCCCAACGAGAGGAUCCGCAACUUCGGGAUCUCCGCUCACAUCGACUCGGGGAAGACCACCCUGACCGAGAGAGUCCUUUACUACACCGGCAGGAUAGCGGAGAUUCACGAAGUUAAGGGGAAGGAUGGUGUGGGGGCUACCAUGGACUCCAUGGAGCUGGAGAGGCAGAGGGGCAUCACCAUCCAGUCAGCUGCUACAUACACCAUGUGGAAGGACCACAACAUAAACAUCAUCGACACACCAGGUCACGUGGAUUUCACCAUCGAGGUGGAGCGAGCGCUCCGUGUGCUGGACGGGGCCGUGCUGGUCCUGUGUGCGGUGGGGGGCGUCCAGUGUCAGACCAUGACCGUCAACAGACAGAUGAAGCGCUACAACGUGCCCUUCCUCACCUUCAUAAACAAACUGGACCGAAUGGGAGCCAACCCCGGCCGGGCCCUGCUGCAGAUGAGAUCCAAACUGAACCACAAUGCAGCAUUUGUGAACAUCCCCAUGGGCCUGGAAGGAAACAUGCGCGGCAUCAUCGAUCUUAUAGAAGAGAGGAGCAUAUACUUUGAGGGCCCCUUUGGUCAGAGUCUCCGCUACGAUGAGAUCCCUGCGGACUUCCGAGCUGAAGCUGCGGACCGGAGGCAGGAACUGGUGGAGUGUGUGGCUAACGCUGACGAAAUCUUGGGGGAGAUGUUCCUGGAAGAGAAGAUUCCCACUAAAGAAGAUCUGAAGGAUGCGAUCCGCAGAGCCACGGUCCAGCGUCUCUUCACCCCGGUGCUGGUGGGAACAGCGCUGAAGAACAAAGGCGUCCAGCCCCUGCUGGACGCCGUCUUGGAUUAUCUGCCGAACCCCAGUGAGGUCAAAAACUACGCCAUCCGCAAUGAUGAAGAGACUGCGGAAAGCUCAAAGAUUGAAAUGAGCCCUACACGAGACUCUUCCAACACCUAUGUUGGUUUGGCCUUCAAACUGGAGGCCGGGAGGUUCGGGCAGCUGACGUACAUACGGGUGUACCAGGGCUGUCUGAAGAAGGGAGAGUACAUCUACAACACGCGCACAGGCAAGAAAGUCCGGGUGCAGAGGCUGGUGCGCCUCCACGCCGAUCAGAUGGAGGAUGUGGACGAGGUGUACGCCGGCGAUAUCUGCGCUCUGUUUGGGAUUGACUGUGCGAGUGGAGACACUUUCACAUCCAAGAGUGGUGCCGACCUCUCCAUGGAGUCUAUUCACAUCCCAGAACCUGUCAUUUCCAUGUCCAUGAAGCCAUCCAACAAGAAUGAUAUGGAUAAAUUCUCCAAAGGCAUCAACCGUUUCACCAGAGAGGAUCCCACAUUCAGAGUCCAUUAUGACACAGAGAGCAAAGAAACCAUCAUUUCAGGCAUGGGUGAGCUGCAUCUGGAGAUCUAUUCCCAGAGGAUGGAGCGUGAAUAUAACUGCCCCUGCGUGAUGGGGAAACCCAAAGUGGCCUUCAGAGAGACCAUAACCAGCCCUGUGCCGUUCGACUUCACCCACAAGAAGCAGACCGGUGGCUCCGGGCAGUACGGCAAAGUGACCGGGGUCCUGGAGCCUCUUGAGCCCGAGGACUACACCAAGCUGGAGUUCGAGGACCAGACUGUGGGAACCAACGUCCCCAAGCAGUUUGUGCCGGCGGGCUUCAGGGAUUCCUGUGAGAAGGGCCCUCUGAGCGGACACAAAAUCUCCGGCGUCCGAUUCCUCCUGGAAGACGGAGGUAACCACAUGGUCGACUCCAAUGAGAUCUCCUUCAUCCGUGCAGCCGAGGGCGCCCCGAUCAUGUCCGUGGAAAUCGUCGCACCUCAGGAGUUUCAGGGCUCGGUCAUCGCCGGGGUCAACCGGCGCCACGGCGUCAUCACCGGGCAGGACGGAGCCGACGGAUACUUCACGUUGUACGCUGAUGUUCCUCUCAACGAUAUGUUCGGCUACGCCACCGAGCUCCGCUCCUGCACUGAAGGAAAGGGAGAAUACACCAUGGACUACAGCAGAUAUCAGCCCUGCCUGCCAGCCACGCAAGAGGAGCUCGUCCACAAAUACUUGGAGGCCACGGGACAGCUACCUGCAAAGAAGAACAAGUGGAAGAGCUGA